AUGGCUUUACGUAGACGGUCACUACUAAUCAGCUCGGUCGACAGCUCUGUGUUGCUUCCUACCACUGGUUCGACGUUUGCCGUUGAAGUUGAUCUGGGUGGGGACUCCGCCAUAUGCACUGGUGCAUCACCGUCGUCAACACUGUCGCCAUCAUCCCUGCCUUCUACCUGUGCGACAGGUAGAGUAACAGACUUCGCAAAUAAUGGUGCGGCUAUACCCAACUUCCCUGUUGUGAUCAAUUGCUAUUUGGGCCAAGAGAUUGUGUACACUAAGCAGCUUAUUACUGAUGCCAAUGGCGAGUACAAGUUCCCUAACGUGCCUGAAGGUUACGAAUGUGAAGUGUCUGUAGAUGUCGAAGCUGACCUCAUCGGAGUGGAUGUCAAUGUGGAAGAAGAAACGGCAACAUGCUUGCGCGUGUGA
Molecule: messenger RNA, 420 nt
Organism: Sphaeroforma arctica JP610
Lineage: Eukaryota; Ichthyosporea; Ichthyophonida
Exons: 2
Coding region: 1-420 (139 amino acids)
Molecular function (GO): carbohydrate binding
Source: RefSeq, a predicted model, not a curated record